Messenger RNA from Procambarus clarkii (red swamp crayfish), 3201 nucleotides. Its product is annotated as vascular endothelial growth factor A. Gene Ontology annotation, cellular component: membrane. Gene Ontology annotation, biological process: positive regulation of cell population proliferation; positive regulation of protein autophosphorylation. NCBI's taxonomy places the organism in Eukaryota, Metazoa, Arthropoda, Malacostraca, Decapoda, Cambaridae. Gene Ontology annotation, molecular function: growth factor receptor binding; growth factor activity. The record is from RefSeq and is a predicted model, not a curated record.
CAGCUUAUCUUAACUCUGCGGCCGGUGGAGGUGCUACUCUCGUACCCUGGUGCUUGUGUUAACAGACUGGCGAUCGCGUUAACUAAGUUGUAUCGAGGGAAAAAAAUCAUUUAGAAACAUUUUUAGGAGUUUUUUGGGUGUUUUGUGAACGUUUGAAAAAAUAUAUAUAUAUAUACACCAGUGCCGAUUGAGCGAGUCAGCCAGCCGGGAAUGAGGAAACUUUGUGAUAUAAGCGGGUGGUGGCCAGUGGUGGUGGCCGCGGUACUGGUGGGGGGCGCACCCUGGGCCCUGGCUGUCCCUAAGCUCUACGACGGUGAUGGCUUCUCCAUCUCUCGCCCGUACUCGACUAACGACGUCUACCCAAACGAAUAUGUCUACUCCGAUCCUGAACAGCCAAAGUUCUCCAAGGCUGCGGUUCUCAACAUGUCCCAGAUGACCGACUUGACGGAGUUGAUAAUGGCUUACGCCAAGGAUAAGACGAUCUGCGAGUACCAGUCCCUACGAGACCUCUUCACGGGCCAGGAGACGAGCACCAAGGCCAUUUUGUGGUGGAGUAGAAGAUGCAAUGGACGCCGCGGGAAAACUGUCAAUCAACCUCCAGCCACACGGACAGAAAGUACGUUGCUAAGAUACCGUCGCAAAAGUUCAGACCGUUCGGGUCCGAAACGCAAGAGAAACUCGGACCUGUCAGCUAACGAUCAGAAGAAACUGCAAGCCCUGCUGAGGGACAAAAAGGUUCAGUGCAACCCGAAGAAGGUGGUGGUGGAGCUGCCCAACAGUGAGCCCCACGCGGUCACUCUCAAGCCCUCGUGUGUGUACAUCAAGCAGUGUGGCGGGUGCUGCGACUCUCACUACCUGGAGUGCCGCCCCACGCAAACCAAGAACAAGAGGUUCAAGGUAUUGGCGAUAGAGAAGCGGACGAGCGCUCUGGCAGGACCCCAGAUUUUCCGAACCAUUACUGUCCAGGAACAUAAGAAGUGUAGCUGUGAGUGUAAGGUCCGUGCUGAACACUGCACAGAGAACCAGAAGUAUGAUGCAAACGCCUGUAGCUGCUAUUGCCCUCCUGAGAAACGCAUGAAUUGUCCCAGUGGCAAGGUGUGGGACGAGAAGCAGUGUGGGUGUGUGUGCAGUGAUGUGUCUGACUGUACCACUGGCAGGGUCUUCGACCACAGCACCUGCAGGUGUGCAGAUCCUCGCGUAUAAAGACCUUUGCCACUUCUAACCCAGAGUCAAAGACAGUGAGACAGCUCUCAGUGACUCAGCCGCAACUGACACACUCACUCACUCACUAACUCACUCACUCAUUCGACUGUUUUGUCAGUGCUAAUUGACGACUGGAGAACCCUCAACAAAAACUUCUGCCUCAGACUUCUUCAGUAACGGACUUGACAGAAUCUCACAGUACUAUCUUCGCCGGCAAAACAUUCCAGUGAACAUGGACACUCUGGAAAGAGUUCUUCCAAGUGUUGUAUCUUGUUCCACUUUCUCGUGUUCGGUAAGCAAGACGGAUGUGUAAAAACGACCAGAUUUUGAGUCGUGAAUUUGUUUCGCUCUCUGUGAGAGUUAAAACUUUACUUUUAUUAAAAGACGAUGUAUACAUUUUGUAAAGAUGUGUUUUCUUGUUUGCAUCUUCUGAAAUGUUGAUGUCUUACGAUAGAAAACUAUAUUUAACUUUAAACUUUGAAUAAGUAGUGUUAUUUUUUUUAAGUUCCAGUACAGUACACCUCUCAGACUAUUGACUAGCAUCUGUCUCACAACAUUAUAGCGACUGGUUGUUCAUCGUACACCUGUGAAAGAGAAAGUAUGCUGGUGUUUGUAUUGUGUCACUCUUGUGUGUAUGAACGUGAGGUAAUGCAAGAGUACCUCGUGUGGUGCCGUCUGCGUCCAGUGUGUCUUGCAUGGCUCAACAGGGCUCAGGACUGCCCUGAUGCUCAGCUCUUGACCCACAGCUGUCCUUGUCCACUUGCAGAUGUCUGAGGAAUUGAAUCGUAUUCCAGACCUCCGUGUGGAUGAACCUCCAGAUCUCGUCGCUCUCUUCCAUGGCCACAACACUACUACCCACAGAAGAUGAGCCACAUUUGUUUUAAACCAUCACUUAAGAGAACUUUUAGUGUGAGAAACAACCCCGAAACCACAGGAUGACCCCUCGAUGGAAUUAUAUUAAACUAAUGUCCCUACUGUGGAAAAUAUGGAAGAUAUUGGAAUCUAUAAAUAUUGAUUAAAAUGUUAGUAUGUCUUGUGUAUUGCACUAUUAUAUUCCUUACAGCUGUGAUUAAUUAGGUAAUAGGUUAUUUUAAGUUAUAAGAAGAGCCCGCUUGCUCGGCGGGAAAGCUGUAAAGUACAUUACUUUUGUGUGUUGAAUCAUUUAUUUUUUUCCCUAAAACUUGUAAUUUUCUUUAGUUUUCAUUAACAACUGGGUAAAGGUUGUGGCAGAUGGGGGCCAAUGAACAUGUAGUAACUGACUCUCUCACUGUUACAAGUACUAGUUCGGAGACCACAAUCGACUUGAGAAUGCUUCAGGACGGACCGAAACGUCGUCGUCUCUUCACCUUCUAGUGUGUGGUCUGGUCAACAUACUUUAGCCACGUUAUUGUGACUCUUCGCCUGCAUACUAGUUCGGACUUGCUCACUGCCACAAGCCUCCACCCAUGUGUGUAUACGGACUUCUCCUCCACUUUCGCCUGGCCAUCAAUAAAGUAUUUAUUGCUGAACACAAAUUGAUUACUAAACUGAAUAAGUGUAAGUGAAUCUUUUAUAGUAGUAUUUAAAUAUAUUUAUUGUAAUGUAUUUUUAUAUGUAGAAAUUUUGUUCAAGCUAAAACUUGAGUGAGGAAUCUUAGAUGUGUAACUGAUGGAUCGAGAUGUAUAACGUGGGAAUAUAUAUGUGCAAGUGAGGGAGGCGGGGGCCAAUACUCACCUAGUUGACGAGUAUUCGCAGUGUCUGGGAUGCUCCCGGACGCAAGUUCGAAUCCUCGUCACGGCCCUUGUGGAUUUGUUGAGCUUGCAAAGCAGGAUCUGCUCCUUGGUCCCGCCUCUCUACCAUCAAUCAAUUUGAAGGUGUAUUAAUGUAUGUAUGAGUGAAGAAUAGAGAUAUCUUGGAGAGGGAAAGUGUUGUGUUGCUAGUCAGUAGGAUACAGGUAAUAAUUUGAGAUUAAUGCACACAUAUUUCAAAUGAAGCCAUAUUAAAUAUUAUAAAGGAUGA